AUGUUUUCACCGAAUCGGUCAGGAAAUCGAAUAAGUGUUCCUCGAAGUGAUAAAACCAAUCGUUUACCUUAUGUACCGCAGAAACAGCUAGAACAACAAAAACAUCAAAAACAACCGUAUUGGGGCUCUAACAACCCAUCGGGUGAAGAAUCCAUUGGUAUUCGACUACCUCUUCUCUUAAAUAAAGCAGCAAAUACCAGUAUCCAAAGUUCUUCUACUAGUACAAUAACCAAUCGGUUACUACCACCACCGCCACCACCACCACGACGUUCAGUUACCACAUCCCUAAGUUUGUUUCCAGUACCCUACCAACAAUUAACUCAACAAGACGUACCAUCCGAUCGACAACUCCCUUCUGAAUUUUUACAAAUUAGACUUGAAACCGUCUCGAAACCUUAUUGGGCGCAGCAGACGGCAAUAGAGAAAACUCACCACUUGGAUUCGAUCCCUUCAUAUCAGGUUAAGAAGCUGUUGGACGGAACACAUCAGUUGCGCAUCGACGGUCAUCACGUCGGAAGCGCCGGCCCUGGCGCUGGCCACGGACAUAAAAAAGAAUUUGGUCCAGCUAUGAUACUGUAUUAUUUGGCAUCCGCUUUUCGGACGCUUUAUCCACGACUCGAUGAUGAUUUUGUUGACAAAUUAAAUUAUUAUUAUACGACUACGAUAUUAGCAUCAUUUGCGCUCCUUGUUUCUGCCAAACAAUAUGUUGGUUUUCCAAUACAGUGUUGGGUUCCGGCUACUUUUACGGAUGCUAUGGAACAAUACACAGAAAAUUAUUGCUGGGUGCAAAACACUUACUGGGUGCCUAUGCAGGAAGAUAUUCCACGCGAAAUCUAUUCACGAAGGAAUCGCCAAAUUGGUUAUUAUCAAUGGGUACCGUUUAUUCUAGCUAUAGAAGCAUUGCUUUUCUAUGUGCCUUGUAUAUUGUGGAGAGGGAUGUUAUACUGGCACUCAGGAAUCAAUUUACAAGGCCUUGUACAAAUGGCAUGCGAUGCAAGACUUAUGGAUACAGAUGUUAAAAGUCGUACAGUAUAUACAAUGGCACGGCAUAUGGAAGAUGAAGUGCAACUAGCGCAUCUGGAAAGACGUGGACAUCCUCGAGCUUGCUUUCCGUUUGUGCAAGCAAGAGGACAGUGCGGAAGACAUUGCGGAUGCUAUGUUACUAUGUUAUACAUUGGUAUCAAGAUAUUAUAUUCGGCUAACGUCCUAUUACAGUUCUUCCUGCUAAAUCAUCUAUUAGGUGCAGAUGAUCUUACAUAUGGUUUUUCAUUAUUGCGCGAUUUGAUGCAUGAAGUUGAGUGGGAGCAAACAGGGAUGUUCCCGAGAGUAACACUUUGCGAUUUUGAGGUUCGAGUGCUCGGUAAUAUUCAUCGACAUACAGUGCAAUGUGUGUUGAUGAUAAAUAUGUUUAAUGAAAAAAUUUUCCUUUUUUUAUGGUUUUGGUUUUUAACCGUCGGUUUGAUAACAGUUUUCAACAGCUGUUACUGGAUACUUGUGAUGUUCAUUCCAAGUCAGGGAAUGUCUUUCAUUCGCAAAUAUUUGCGAGCGUUGAGCGAUCAUCCAACAAAACCUGCAGCUGAUGAUGUAUCACUCCGAAAAUUUACGAAUCAAUUUUUGCGUAAAGAUGGUGUAUUUAUGCUUCGAAUGAUCUCAACUCAUGCCGGUGAAUUAAUGAGCAGUGAAUUAGUUCUUGCUUUAUGGCAAGAUUUUAAUAAUAUCGAUCGUUCGUCUGCUCAAUUUUGGGAUGCUGAACAUGGUGCUGGGACACUGAACGCUUAA
Brugia malayi is the source of this 1779-nucleotide messenger RNA. RefSeq names its product Innexin unc-7, putative (gene Bma-unc-7). NCBI's taxonomy places the organism in Eukaryota, Metazoa, Nematoda, Chromadorea, Rhabditida, Onchocercidae. The transcript has 13 exons. Gene Ontology annotation, cellular component: gap junction; plasma membrane. The coding region runs from base 1 to 1779 and encodes 592 amino acids. Gene Ontology annotation, molecular function: gap junction channel activity. The record is from RefSeq and is a predicted model, not a curated record.